Penicillium soppii is the source of this 2517-nucleotide messenger RNA. RefSeq lists its product as uncharacterized. The transcript has a single exon. Gene Ontology annotation, biological process: carbohydrate metabolic process. NCBI's taxonomy places the organism in Eukaryota, Fungi, Ascomycota, Eurotiomycetes, Eurotiales, Aspergillaceae. The record is from RefSeq and is a predicted model, not a curated record. The coding region runs from base 1 to 2517 and encodes 838 amino acids.
AUGUCAUUUGGGAUUAUUGCUCACAUCUAUAUCAGAGCCCCUUUCAUUGUUUACCCCGAGAAAUACUCGAUUGGAUCUCAAACCUCCAAUCAUAAUGGUUCGAACACUUGCUUCACUCUAUCCGGAUCUCAUCCUAUUGUGAUACUGGAUUAUGGCAAUGAAGUGGGUGGUUUUCCAUUGUUUCAAGCUCAGUCCCUGUCAGGGCCAGUUCAGAUAGAGGCCAAAUACACCGAAGCUAGAAAUGGCCUAGAGAGUUCAUCUGGCGAUGGCCCUUGGACAUUUUCGAAUGGUCUAGCGAAUACCUUCCGGAUCGAGACAUUCAAUGUCACUGCGUCCGGAAAAAUAGAGUCUUAUUUUAUUCAAGGAGGCUUACGCUGGCACCAACUACGUUUACUCACUGAACAUGGCAAUGUUCGCAUUUGCGGCGUUGCCAUUCGCUCCUUCAAUGAUCGAGCUCCUAUUGAUCAACUGCCCGGCUAUUUCGAAAGUUCAAACUCUGUUUAUAACAAGAUAUGGGCGCUUGGUCCCCGAACUGUUCAACAAGCUUGUAUUGAGCAGAAUGCGGCACCUUCGACGUGGGAGAUCACCAGUGACGGGGCUUUUUUGCGUGGGCAACAGUCAGCCCAGUCAGCAUUAGGAUCCUCCUAUGCCAACUAUACGAUGUCGUUCAGCACUAAGAUCGUACGCGGAGGCACUGGUUGGAGAGUUGCCAGCGGCUUACUGGGGUUCGGCCCCUCUUUCGUUCUCACCAGUGAUUAUCCAGACUCAACAUUCCUCAACACCAACCGAACAAUUGUUCCAGCAAACAAGCUUGCAGUUGCUUAUGGGUAUAAUUUGGUCAAUCAAACGAGCUUGGAAGGGGGCCCUGUCUCAUAUUAUCCGCUGCCAUUCAAAAUCGAAGAGGGACAGUGGCUCCGCGUCUCAACGACGAUCAAGCCAACCGGCUAUGACGUUUCUAUAAACAAUACUUUCGCAGCUCACGUCCCAUUUUCUGCCCUUCAACCAACCUACAAUUUUCUUGCCGGAUCAGCAGAUAGGUACACAGGCACUUGGGGAUUUGGGCCAUACCAAGAUCAGGCGGCAUUGGUGAAGGAUGUCGAGGUUCGAUCCAUCAACGGCACCAUCCUUUAUAAAAAUGCGUUGACCGAUGUAUCUGUUCUCGAAGAAUAUGGAGUCAUGCCAAACAAACACUCGGUUUGCUUGGAUGGUGCCAAAAGAGACAGACUUGUCUGGUCUGGAGACUUCAGCCACACCUUGCGCGUUAUUGCUGCAAGUACGCAGAGAGAUGAUUUCAUUAAUGGCACCCUAGCCUAUCUCAUUGACAGGCAAAUAGCCUCUGGCGAAUUCAAAGGGUACUUUUCAAUGUCACCUGCACUGGGCCAAUCUUCCAAAUAUACUUCGAUCUACAACUCUGCCGGUCUCCAGGACUACCAAAUGCUCUUCCUGAAUGCAUUUGCCAGAUACUAUCUCGACUCGGGAAAUACAGCCUUCCUGCAAAAAUACUGGCUGCAGGUCAAGGCCGGGGUAGAGGCAAUCAUUCCCCUCGUUGAUAGCUCUUCAGGUCUGGCAUCGGGGUCCUUUUUCCUAGGAGAUAGCAACGGGACCGCCGCAUCUUCUCUUAUGGUCUAUACCCUCAAUCGUAUGGCCACAAUUGCGGAAUUUGUAGGAGAAAUAGAUACAUCGAAAACAUGGAAGUCUAUUGCUACAGGCAUGCACAAAACGAUCAAUAACAAACUUUGGAACGACAAACUCGGGACCUACGGUGACAGCAUAUCGUCUCCCAAUCAAAUCUCUAUUGCCAGCAUCGCAUGGGCCAUCCUCGCAAACGUCGCCAAUUCUACCCAAGCCGAAUCUUCCAUUGCAGCUCUUACCACCCUCCGAAACGGGAUCGGCUACAAGACCAGCUCCGACGACGAAUCCAGCGCAGAGCUUUCCCCUUUUAUAUCUGGCUUCUUACUCGAGGCAAUCCUUCAACAUUCUCGGACUAGUACCAAUCACUCCUCUUCUACCGCUUCCGCAAUCUCAACCCUGCUAUCUCAAUUCUGGCCUGCUAUGAUCACCAAUGAGGAAUACUCCACCGGUACCGCCUGGGAGUACAUAUUUCCCGAUGGGCGACCAGGAUUAGACCUGUAUACCUCUCAUGCGCAUCCCUGGGGAGCCGCUCCAACCUUUGUUUUGACUGAAUAUGUUUUGGGUAUUCAGUCUGCAGCACCCGGUUUCUCUGAAUGGACCUUCGAACCUGCGGUACUUACCUCUGGUGUUUCAUGGGCAAAGGGCAGAGUCCCUACUCCCCAUGGAUCUAUUCAGGCAAGCUGGAAAAUGAACAACCAAACGGAUGAGAUUUAUAUUAAAGUUUGUUAUCCGCAGGGUACUAGUGGAACUAUCAGACUGCCAUUCGCUGUGAAAUCGUGCAAGAUAGAUGACAAAAAGCAAAGUGUUGGGUCAUCUCAUGUUGAGCUGCAAGUGAGAGGUGGGAAAUGUUCGAAUAUCAUACUGUCGCUUGCAAAAUCUCUAUGA